Molecule: messenger RNA, 2597 nt
Organism: Eucalyptus grandis
Lineage: Eukaryota; Viridiplantae; Streptophyta; Magnoliopsida; Myrtales; Myrtaceae
Product: kinesin-like protein KIN-14S
Exons: 12
Coding region: 70-2394 (774 amino acids)
Biological process (GO): microtubule-based movement
Molecular function (GO): microtubule motor activity; ATP binding; microtubule binding
Source: RefSeq, a predicted model, not a curated record
UCUCUCUCUCUCUCGAUCUCUCUGCACCAGCAACUCCAAUUCCAUCUGGCGAUUCUCGGAUUCUCAGCCAUGGACGAUCACGCGGUGGACGCGCUUUCCGAAAAGUUCGAUCGCAUCGUCCUCAGUUCCGCCGCAAAGCCUCCCACCGCGGCGUGCAGAUACGGUUUGGAGCGAGUGGAAGGAAAUGAAAAUUCGAUUGAUGAUUCCGCUGAGUACAGCGGCAAUCGGGAAUCUUCGCCUGACGAGGGACAGACCCUCCCCAUACUACAGAAGAUCAUUAGCUUGAGUUCCAAGAUACAAGAUUUGAGGAAGGAGCACUCUGUUCUGUCUGAUGAAGUGAAGGGUAUAACUCCAAGUGCCUUUGCUGGGCCCGAACUGAUCGAUACGCUUGAUCGACUCGGCAAAGAGAAUGAAAGAUUAAAGAAGAAGUACCUUGACGAGUCAUCUGAAAGAAAGAGACUGUACAAUGAAGUGAUUGAGCUUAAAGGCAACAUAAGGGUCUUCUGUAGAUGUAGACCGUUAAACUCAGAAGAAGUUGCGAGUGGCUCUCAUUGUGUGGUGGAAUUUGACCCUUCUCAGGACAGUGAGCUUCAGGUCCUUUCCUCUGAUUCAUUGAAGAAGCCGUUUAAAUUUGAUCAUGUGUUUAAGCCCGAGGAUGAUCAAGAGGCUGUUUUUGCUCAGACGAAGCCUAUUAUCGCUUCGGUAAUGGAUGGAUAUAAUGUAUGCAUUUUCGCAUAUGGCCAAACUGGUACUGGAAAGACAUUUACAAUGGAAGGAACUCAAGAGAACCGGGGAGUCAACUACAGGACCUUGGAAGAGUUGUUUCAAAUAUCUGAAGAAAGGAAUGGCAUUAUGAGAUAUGAAUUGUUUGUCAGCAUGCUGGAAGUGUACAAUGAGAAGAUAAGAGAUCUCUUGGUAGAAAGCUCAGAACAACCAGCUAAGAAGUUGGAGAUAAAGCAAGCUGCAGAGGGGACUCAAGAGGUUCCAGGGCUGGUUGAAUCUCGUGUUUUUCGUACAGAGGAAGUGUGGGAGCUACUGAAGUCUGGAUCUCGAGCUAGAUCAGUCGGAUCCACAAGUGCGAAUGAGCUCAGUAGCCGCUCUCACUGCCUGUUGCGAGUGACCGUGAAGGGUGAGAACCUGAUAAAUGGACAGAAGACAAAGAGUCAUCUUUGGAUGGUUGAUUUGGCCGGCAGUGAGCGUGUUGGUAGGAUUGAAGUUGAAGGUGAUAGGUUGAAGGAAUCUCAAUUUAUAAAUAAGUCCCUUUCUGCACUGGGAGAUGUGAUAUCUGCCCUUGCGUCUAAAUCGGCUCAUAUUCCUUAUAGAAACUCGAAGCUUACACACAUGCUGCAGAGUUCCCUAGGUGGAGAUUGCAAAACCCUGAUGUUUGUCCAGAUCAGUCCAAGUUCUGCAGAUCUUGGGGAGACUCUUUGUUCUCUUAAUUUUGCCAGUCGGGUCCGGGGGGUUGAGAGUGGACCUGCUCGCAAGCAGGCGGAUGCUUCGGAACUUUUCAAGUAUAAGCAGAUGGUGGAGAAACUAAAGCAUGAUGAUAAGGAAACGAAAAAGUUGCAUGAAAAUUUGCAGUCGUUGCAGUUGAGGUUUGCUGCUAGAGAGCAUACUUGCAGAAGCCUUCAAGAAAAGGUUCGAGACCUUGAGCAUCAAUUAGCAGAAGAAAGGAAAACUAGACUCAAACAGGAAACUAGAACCUUAACAGUUGCUUCUACUCAGUCUAAAGCAAUGCCAUCUUACAGGCAGCCACCUCUGAAGACAAUAGCAGAGAAAAAGCCACCGCUAGUCCCCUCCAAGCUGAGGCCGCCGCUGCGGAGAAUUACAAAUUUCCUUCCACCCCCAUCUCCUUCAUACAGAACUGUCAGUAAAGGCCCGACUUUAGCAAUAGACAAAGAAAACAUUGCCAGACCAGGUGCUGCAGCGAACAGCAGAAGCUUGAUGAAACCAAGACGAAUUUCCAUUGCAACUGGGCGAGCUCCUCCUUCAACAGGGCAGGUUUUCCAGCCCAGGAGGCGGGUUUCCAUUGCUACCCUCCACCCGGAAUCUAAUGUGCAAUUGUCUACCCCUCUUCGUACCAACUCUCAUUUGCCAAAUAACAGUUCAGUGAGCCGGCAAUCAUUUGUAAAGGACCCACGGAAGGCUCGGUACUCCAAACUUUUCUCCCCAAUGCCUGGAUUGAAGGGAGCAUCGGAAACGACGCCGGUUGCUAUGAAGACCAGCAGCAAGUUCAUGGGAAGUCCUCCGACACAACAAGUGGGUUCAUGGAAGCCGAAGCAUCCUACUGUUGUCGCCUUGCAACGCAAGUCGAUCGUCUGGAGUCCACUCAAGUGGAGAGGGAAGAAGCGGCCUUCCCUGUUGCCUUCUCGUCCUUUUUCUGAAAUGCAAUGACGUAACUUGCGCAAGUGCUCAAUCUCUUCCCUGGAUCCUUGCUCUUAACAUCCUCAAAAUUGUAUGCGUCUUGCUUACGAGUCAAUUAUUCUUUGGACAAGACAGACAUUUCUGGAGAUUCAUCAUGCGUGUACACAGGCAAUGACAGUUUGAAGAAAUUUGAAUGGUAAUAGGAUUAGAAUGCAGGAAUUUUUGUUGUUGAC